UCGGCGGGAGCGGCGCAGCGCGGGCCGGGCCGGGGCAGGGACUGUGGGCUGCAGGCAGCCAUGCCCACCAACUUCACCGUGGUGCCCGUGGAGGCGCGCGCCGACGGCGGCGGGGACGAGGCGGCCGAGCGGACGGAGGCGCCGGGCACCCCCGAGGGCCCCGAGCCCGAGCGCCCCAGCCCGGGAGAUGGAAAUCCAAGAGAAAACAGCCCAUUCCUCAACAAUGUUGAGGCGGAACAGGAGAGUUUCUUUGAAGGGAAGAACAUGGCACUUUUCGAGGAGGAGAUGGACAGCAACCCCAUGGUGUCCUCACUGCUCAACAAGCUGGCCAACUACACCAACCUGAGCCAGGGCGUGGUGGAGCAUGAGGAGGACGAGGAGAGCCGGCGGCGCGAGGCCAAGGCUCCGCGCAUGGGCACCUUCAUUGGCGUCUACCUGCCAUGCCUGCAGAACAUCCUGGGUGUCAUCCUCUUCCUGCGCCUGACGUGGAUCGUGGGGGUGGCUGGUGUCCUGGAGUCCUUCCUCAUCGUGGCCAUGUGCUGCACCUGCACAAUGCUGACCGCCAUUUCCAUGAGUGCGAUUGCUACCAACGGCGUGGUGCCAGCUGGCGGCUCCUACUACAUGAUAUCGCGCUCGCUGGGACCCGAGUUCGGAGGCGCUGUCGGCCUCUGCUUCUACCUGGGCACGACGUUCGCAGGGGCCAUGUAUAUUCUGGGGACCAUCGAGAUCCUUCUGACAUACAUCUCCCCGGGUGCGGCCAUCUUCCAGGCAGAGGCUGCGGGUGGCGAGGCGGCCGCCAUGCUGCACAACAUGCGUGUGUAUGGCACGUGCACGCUGGUGCUCAUGGCCCUGGUGGUCUUCGUGGGCGUCAAGUACGUCAACAAGCUGGCGCUGGUCUUCCUGGCCUGUGUCGUGCUGUCCAUCCUGGCCAUCUACGCCGGCGUCAUCAAGUCUGCCUUCGACCCCCCGGACAUCCCGGUCUGCCUCCUGGGGAACCGCACGCUGUCUCGGCGCAGCUUUGAUGCCUGCGUCAAGGCCUACGUCACCGACAACAACUCAGCCGCCUCUGCACUCUGGGGCCUCUUCUGCAACGGCUCCCAGCCCAGCGCCACGUGUGACGAGUACUUCAUCCAGAACAACGUCACCGAAAUCCAGGGCAUCCCGGGUGCGGCCAGCGGCGUCUUCCUGGAGAACCUGUGGAGUACGUACGCGCACGCAGGGGCGUUUGUGGAGAAGAAAGGUGUGCCCUCGGUGCCUGUGGCAGAGGAGAGCCGUGCCAGCACGCUGCCCUACGUGCUCACCGACAUCGCGGCCUCCUUUACCCUCCUGGUUGGCAUCUACUUCCCCUCCGUGACCGGUAUCAUGGCGGGUUCAAACCGGUCCGGGGACCUCAAGGAUGCACAGAAGUCCAUCCCCACGGGGACCAUCCUGGCCAUAGUGACCACGUCUUUCAUCUAUCUCUCCUGCAUUGUGCUGUUUGGGGCCUGCAUCGAAGGUGUGGUCUUACGAGAUAAGUUCGGGGAGGCCCUGCAGGGGAACCUGGUCAUCGGCAUGCUGGCCUGGCCCUCCCCCUGGGUCAUCGUCAUCGGCUCCUUCUUCUCGACCUGCGGCGCCGGCCUGCAGAGCCUCACGGGGGCACCGCGCCUGCUGCAGGCCAUUGCCCGUGAUGGCAUCAUCCCCUUCCUGCGGGUGUUUGGCCACGGGAAGGCCAACGGGGAGCCCACGUGGGCGUUGUUGCUGACGGUCCUCAUCUGUGAGACUGGCAUCCUUAUUGCCUCCCUGGACAGCGUGGCCCCGAUCCUCUCCAUGUUCUUCCUCAUGUGCUACCUGUUCGUGAACCUGGCCUGCGCCGUGCAGACCCUGCUACGUACCCCCAACUGGCGUCCACGCUUCAAGUUCUACCACUGGACCCUGUCCUUCCUGGGCAUGAGCCUGUGCCUGGCACUGAUGUUCAUCUGCUCCUGGUACUAUGCGCUCUCCGCCAUGCUCAUCGCUGGCUGCAUCUACAAGUACAUCGAGUACCGCGGUGCCGAGAAGGAGUGGGGCGACGGCAUCCGCGGCCUGUCCCUGAAUGCUGCCCGCUAUGCCCUGCUGCGUGUGGAGCACGGGCCUCCCCACACCAAGAACUGGAGGCCCCAGGUGCUGGUGAUGCUGAACCUGGAUGCAGAGCAGGCUGUGAAGCACCCCCGCCUGCUGUCCUUCACGUCGCAGCUGAAGGCCGGCAAGGGCCUGACCAUCGUGGGCUCGGUGCUGGAAGGGACGUACCUGGACAAACACAUGGAGGCACAGCGGGCCGAGGAGGGCCCGCUGCCCUCCGGGUUGAGGUCUGUCUGCACGGAGGCCUCUGGCUGCCGCGCCGGGCUGGUGCGGGGACUUGUAGUAACAGGGCCCCCCGACACGGUGCUGAGUUCCUGCCAGGCCAGGGCAGUGCCGCGUCCUCCUGAAACGCUGCAGUUCUGCAAGGUGGUUUUCCCAGCGGCAGCUGGGCAGAAGGUGGAGGUGUCUGGAGAGCAGGCAGGAGGGACAACCCUCUCCUGGAAGAACUUUGUGGACACCGUCCGCGACACCACCACCGCGCACCAGGCUCUGCUGGUGGCCAAGAACGUCGACUCGUUUCCGCAAAACCAGGAGCGCUUCAGCGGGGGCUGCAUCGACGUGUGGUGGAUCGUGCACGACGGCGGCAUGCUCAUGCUGCUGCCCUUCCUGCUGCGCCAGCACAAGGUGUGGAGGAAGUGCCGGAUGCGCAUCUUCACGGUGGCCCAGGUGGACGACAACAGCAUCCAGAUGAAGAAGGACCUGCAGAUGUUCCUGUACCACCUGCGCAUCAGCGCCGAGGUGGAAGUGGUGGAGAUGGUUGAAAACGACAUUUCUGCUUUCACCUACGAGAGGACACUCAUGAUGGAGCAGAGGUCACAGAUGCUGAAGCAGAUGCAGCUGUCCAGGAGCGAGCGGGAGCGAGAGGCCCAGCUGAUCCACGACAGGAACACUGCGUCCCAUACCGCAACAGCGGCCAGGACCCAAGCGCCGCCUACGCCAGACAAGGUGCAGAUGACCUGGACCAGGGAGAAGCUGAUUGCCGAGAAGUACAGGAACAGAGACACCAGCUUGUCUGGGUUCAAAGACCUCUUCAGCAUGAAGCCGGACCAGUCCAACGUCAGGCGGAUGCACACGGCUGUGAAGCUCAAUGGCGUCGUCCUCAACAAGUCCCAGGACGCACAACUGGUCCUGCUCAACAUGCCAGGGCCCCCCAAAAACCGGCAGGGAGACGAGAACUACAUGGAGUUUCUUGAGGUCCUGACCGAGGGGCUGAACAGAGUCCUCCUGGUCAGGGGUGGCGGCCGGGAGGUGAUCACCAUCUACUCCUAACGCCCAACAGCGUUGCGGCACGCUGGGACGGGCACGGAGGACGGCGUGGGCGGCCUGCACCUGGGCUUGGCCCAGGGAAACAGCAAACACACCUGUCCCCCAGUGAUGCCACCCAACCUGCCCGUGGGGCUUCCUGUGGAAGUUUCUAGGCCCGUCACCUGGGGCUCUCCUGUUCAGCAGCCUUAAACGACAGGCUCAACCAGCAAGGGUGCGGCUGGACACUGCUGGAGUGACCUGGACGUGGCCGGAUCUUCUCGCAGGUCGCAAGACGCCAGCAAGCCCUCGCCUUGGUUUCUGGAGGUUCUUUUCUUGGCUGGACUUACCCAGUGGUUAGGUUGCGUUUCUACCCCAUCCAGAACAUUCUUGGAAGAGCACCCGGAGCUGAAGCUGUCCCUGGUGAUGAAGGUGAAACGUCAGCCCUGGCCGUGGCUCCGCUCAGGGCCCUGGUCACCUCCGAGUCGCUGUGUUCCUUGACUGUCUUUGUGUUUCUGCACCUCAAGGCAGGGAGGCUGGAGGACUCUGUCCACGCCCGUGUCACCCUCGUGUGGGAGCGUCUGGGCUCAGCAGGUCCGCGUUUCACGAGCUGAGGCGUGGGCUGGGGCCAUCUGGAAAGGGAACUCAGCUUUUCUGGAAUAUGGUGGAUCAUCUGUUGUGUGUGUGGUGAACACGGUGUGUUCGUCAGGACCUAUGCUCCAGGAAGGAGCCCCCAGUUGUGGCUCUGCCAUGCCGGGCUGUGUUCGUAGCCAUCCGAGUCUCCAUCCGCCUUCAGAAAACCAGCCACUUCUUUUCAUAAGCACUGACAGGGCCCAGCCCACAGCCACCGCUGCCGUCAGUGCCUCGCACAGGUGAAUGCACUGAAACCCAGGGGCACACGCACACGGAGUGAACACUGAGUUCCCCAUACGGCCCAUGACAGGCAGGACUCCAUCCCACCCCACCCCAGGAGCACGGCACAUGGUUCAGCCUCUGAGCCGGCUCACACGUGCCAUCCCCACCCGGGCGCUCCAGGGAAGGUGGACACGGCCCCUGCGUGGGAGGUCCUCGGGCAGCAGUGGCGCCUGGCGUCAGAUCUGUCUGGCUGAGUCCCAGGCGUCCCCUCCAUGGCCUGUGCCUUGCGUGGAGGCGGCGGCGGUGGCACUGAAGAGAUACCUUUCAAGGGCCCAGCACACUUUGCACUUCCGCUGUGAGUUUGCUUUACAGGCUGUGGUCACAUUUGCAGACUGCGAGCAGUGGCACCGACUUGGGCCUUCCUUUGUGUGUGGCGUAUUUAUUUAUUUAAACACCCCAGGGAGUUACAUGGUAAGGAGGUUGUCCAUGAAGAGCUUGCUUCUAUACUGGAGGCCCCAGAUGGCCAGGCCUCGGGCUGCGUCCGGCUUGCACGGUCUCCCGAGGGAAUCAGCCCCAUCAACGAAGUUCGAAUCAGGGCAGAGGCUGCACUUGUGCCUCCAGACAGUGGUUUCCGCACCAGGCUGGCGUUGCUGUAGAGUGACGGCUGCCUAGAGCAUGUCCUGGACAUCACAGCGGGGCUCAGCAGUUCCCACAGCCUCUGCCUGCCUUGGCUAAGUGUGAGUUAAGCAGCAAAACUCUCCUCCGUGUAUGAAUGGGGCCAGCAGGUCCUGUGUCCCCUGCACCUGGAGGAGAGCAGGCUAGAGGCACAGUGGCCGCUGGGUGCUGGCUCUGAAUGUCGGUUGGUGGCUGGAAAACAGCCCUGUGUGCUGGAUGCCUCUGAGGGCCGCUCAGUCCUGCACACCAAACGGCUCGUGAGGGCUCAGCUCUGCCUCCACCCUGGGCUGCAGCCUCUGCAAGCAAGCAACAGGCAUCCUUUCUGUUAUCAACUCCAUGUAACCAGUAACUACGGCCAUUUAUAAUUGACUCCGUUUCCUUUUGUAGGUUCCCUGUCUUUGUUCUUUGUAUGAUUUUGUUAGUAGAAAAAUAAAGUCCGAUGAAAUCUGA
Molecule: messenger RNA, 5319 nt
Organism: Cercocebus atys (sooty mangabey)
Lineage: Eukaryota; Metazoa; Chordata; Mammalia; Primates; Cercopithecidae
Gene: SLC12A7
Product: solute carrier family 12 (potassium/chloride transporter), member 7
Exons: 26
Coding region: 61-3366 (1101 amino acids)
Biological process (GO): cell volume homeostasis; potassium ion import across plasma membrane; potassium ion homeostasis
Cellular component (GO): membrane
Molecular function (GO): potassium:chloride symporter activity
Source: RefSeq, a predicted model, not a curated record